Molecule: messenger RNA, 989 nt
Organism: Prorocentrum cordatum
Lineage: Eukaryota; Dinophyceae; Prorocentrales; Prorocentraceae
Source: the annotation of a GenBank genome assembly
GGUCAAUCUAAGUUCCCAGUUCGAUGUUGAUUGAUUUUGCGUUUCCCAGCGCAUCUUCCAUCCACUCUCAUCCCUACCCGUUUCUCUAAGCCCUCCGCGAACGGAGGUUCAAUUCCAUCAUGGACAGUUCCCUCGUCUUUUCGCCCUUCGUGUUGCUGUUCGCGGGCGCCGUCGCUAUCGACGAGAAGAAGGGCGAGAUUCGAUUUGACAAGUGGUACGCCUACAUAGAGAAGGGCGCCUGGAUCCAGGAGCUGCUGAGCCUGCGGAAGCAGGUCCUGCCCGCCUUCCAGGAGGCAAUCGCCUGCAGGGACUUGUCGUCGUUCCCUAGGGAGUUGGUGGCCAAGAUAGCCAAUUUCUGCAAGCAGAACCCCAUCAAGCUUAAGUCGAUCGAGGCGGUCACCAGAUCUAUCGACGAAGAGCUCACGGGUGCCGCCCGCGCCCGGCUCUCCGUGUUCGACUGGCCCGAGGACGUCGGGCUGGACGAAGACGAGGAGGACGAUGACUGAUCUUGUCCGCCUCUACACCGUCAACCUCCCUCUUUCCACUAGACUUGCCCUGACCUUCCAGGGUGCUGCUGGCUGCUGUCUCAUCGCGGAAAGCGCUUUGCAAGGGUCGCUUGGGGGUGUUCGACCUGACCGCGUAAAAUCUUCGAGUGCGCACCUUUCAACCAGACAGUGAUUGCACUGAAGGGGGCCUCAUUGUUAAGGACGGCGCUCCGUCGCCCGCAACUUCUGCGGUCCGGCGAGGUCCCCGAAUGUUCCGAGUUUGGUGCGUGCCUUGCCUCGCCGCCAUCUUCCUUGGCGCGGCUCUGUUCCCGACACGCCACGACCCGCCUGCCCUCGCAUCUCUUGCCUCCGCCGUGGUUUCGGCUCUCCUCGACCCUGGUGCCUGCCCUCCGGCGCCACAAAUGCCCUUGGUCCGGCGCAAUCAUGACAGUGGCGGUGGCUCUGCGCACCUCAGGCAGUGUGCUAGCACCCCCGCCGUCCUCU